AUGUCCUCAAGCAUUGAGGAAAGCACCUCUUAUUUCGAUGUGAUCAUCGUUGGGGGCGGUGUCGCUGGUUGCGCAACUGCCCUAGCUCUCUUUCGCACCAAUCCCGGUGCAUCAAUUCUGAUCCUAGAUGACGCCAAUCCCAGCGUGUUUAAGCUUGUUGAAGAACUCUCGAAAGACCGCACAGAUAGCGUCCAGAUCAAAUGCACUGGCAAUGCUUCUGCUUGGACAACCUCUGAGCUGGAAGAGACUUAUGCAAUGAUGAACCCAUUCGGCAUGGGAUGGCACCUUGACCGAGCCUCUUUUGACCAGAUCCUGCGCGACACUGUGGGUAGCGUGUGCCCAGGUUCCGUCUCGCUUGUGAAAAGCGUAUUCCUUGGCAUAGACAAAUUAGAUGAUAACAGCCACUGGUCUGUGUCAGUGAAGGGUAUAGCGUCUGAUGAGAAAAAGGUGUACCACUCGAAAUGGGUGGUUGACGCCUCGGGCCGAAAGUCAUCGGUCGCCCGCAAGUUGGGCUCAAGAACCGUGAAGGAAGACGCUCUCCUCGCAUUCUAUGCCGUCUUUGUUCCCCCUCUGACCACUGAAGAUCGGGAUUACCGAACAUUGAUCGAGGCCAGCGAGUCUGGCUGGUGGUACAGCUCCCCACUUCCAAAUAAUCGUCGAGUCGUUGCGUAUCACACCGAUGAUACUGAUCCGACUUCAAGGGAUGCCCGUAAGCACGACGGAUUCAUGAAUCUUCUGCACACUACUCAGCAUAUAUCACGUCUCAUCACCGAGGGCGAGUAUGAUAUUCUCUUCGAUACCGAUACCAGAUAUCCCAUAUGCACAGCGGCGGGCUCUUCCCGCCUCGAACCACCUUGUGAUACCGCAGACCCCGAAGGAGUAAGAUGGGUGGCUGUAGGAGACGCUGCCAUGGCGUUCGAUCCCCUCUCGUCACAGGGUAUCAUCACGGCAAUGAGAGUGGGUUGUGCUGUAGGCGCUGCCAUCGCGCAGGAGAUUCAGGCGCCUGGGUCGAAGGAUUUGACCUCUGGCAUACGGGAAAUCUACUCUCAAGUUUGGUCCAAAUACGUCAAGGAAAAGCGAUACUUUUACAGUCAGGGGAAGAGGUUUGACGGGGAGUUCUGGAGGGUAAGAAAGUAA
Suillus paluster is the source of this 1137-nucleotide messenger RNA. RefSeq lists its product as uncharacterized. NCBI's taxonomy places the organism in Eukaryota, Fungi, Basidiomycota, Agaricomycetes, Boletales, Suillaceae. The transcript is spliced from 4 exons. The record is from RefSeq and is a predicted model, not a curated record. Gene Ontology annotation, molecular function: monooxygenase activity. Bases 1 to 1137 code for a protein of 378 amino acids.